CAAGGAGGCAGCUAAUCCUUCUCACCAUGAUUUGCUUCUUGCAGCGUUACUUCUGGCUGGCCAUAGACGUAGUACUCGCAACGACCCUUUCCUGCCUCCUUUAUGCCUUCCUGUGCGGUUCCAUCGUGCUUUUGACUUGCUUUAUCAUCUUCUCCUUUGGCGUUGUGGAGAGGAAGAUUGAGGUGAAAGGGAGAGCAAUUGUGAUCCUCCCAUCCCAUGGCUCCAUUGGGAAGAUGUUUGUAAGGAAGCUGGAUAAAGCAGGUUUCAGAGUGUCUGCUGCAUGCUGGCCGCCUCGAGAACAGGGGACAGCUACAGAAGAGGAGUGCUUUUCGAGCAUGGAGGUAUCCCAGCUCCACAUGACUGAAGAUGAGUAUCAGGAGACACUGAAGACCUUCAUAGAAAACCACUUAUACCUGAAAGGUAUGUAUGGGCAGAUGAAGAAGCCAUCAAUCCUGAUAUGGGAAGAAGAGGAACCAAACACACAAAGGUUACCUGAGAAAAAAUCUUCCAAAUGGAAGAAGGUUUUCAAGGCUCCGGCUCUGUGUGUCACAGUCCUCUCUUGCCCACUGAACUGUGCCUUGACUUUACUGAAGAGAAGCCUGCAGCUCCUUGUGCCUCUGCCGAUGUACAAAAACUGAGAGGUGAGACAGCAUGCUCACAGCUGACCUGACAGUCAACCAGCAUCUCCUGCAAUGGCAGCUCCUACCUCCCCUGCAGAACAAGGAAGGGUGACCCAGUUGGUAGGAAGAAGAAGGUAGAAGGUAGAAGGGAAGGGCCAAGGAAGCAUCCCAGAGCAGCCUCCUGCCCCUCCAGCACUCUGGCACCCGAAGAACCCUGAUUCUCUGCACCAAUGUGGCCCUGAGGAGUCCAGCCCAGGGCACAGCCAUAUACAACCAGCUUCCUGAGAGGCAGACAACCCAAAUCUGACUUCACCAGCCUUAACUGCUGAAGACUGUCCUGUACUAUCUUAACUAGCCGUAAAAUCACAGCUGUCAACACUGGUGCACAUCCACAUAUACAAAAAUCUCAUGUCAUACCAAGUGAUGUGACUCAAAUGUUCAUUAGAUAACUAACAUAACUGACACAAGACCUUUUGCAGGGUCUGUCAUUGGCUUCAACUUUUCUUGCUCAAGGAGAGAGGGUCCCUGGUUCUCCAUCUACCUCCUCUCCAUCAUCUACCAUCUCUCUAUCUCUACCUUCAGGUGUCUAGUUCUCAGAAGCAUCUUUGCUCUGACCUCUCAGAGUUUUGGAUCAUGGCCAUCAAGCACGCUGCAGACAUUAUGCUGAAGCCAGAGGUGGAUACAGCCUGUUCCCCCCUGCAAUGUGUUCACCAGCAGCUGCUGUAGCAGCAGGGCUACAGCCCAGGUGUCAUGAGGAAGGAGAGAUGCAGUAAAAUGGCAGAAUGAAGGAAGUCAGUUGAAGGAGCUGAAUGACACUGAAGAGCUAAAACUCUCCCAGAUGUCCUUCAGCCAGGAAGGAAACCCAGAGGGUGCUACAUGUUAAUACUGUCAUGCCACAAUGAAAAAACACUGCGGGGAGGAGCGGAGCUGGCAUCAGAAAUGACAAACUCCUGGCAGGGGAGGAUUAUGAGUGGUAGCUUCAAUCAGAAGACAAUGAAAAACUGUGGAUGAAGACACAAUGCACCUCCUGAACCAUGAGAGCAGUCUCCAAUUCCCUUACAGGUCUAAUCCAUAAGGAAGAGAACAGUGAGAAAUUUAGAGUUGUAUGGAACACAGCUGUACUGUACACACUGGGAUAUGCACAGAGAAAACCAAAACCCACCCAGCAUCUGAGGUGAAGGGAAAUAAAGGGAGAACUCUACUGGGAAGAAAAAUGCUAGGGCUUGGUUUUCAUUAUCUCAAGCCACAACUCAAAACUGUCCAACUGAUGAUAAGAGAUGUCACCCACCCAGGGAGCUGGAUCCAGAGAGGAAAAGGAACGCUUUCAAACAGUUUCUGUAAGACAUUAAACCAGCUUAAUAUCGGACUGAAAACAAACAUUUCAAUUCCAGAACAUCAAAGCAUUGGGGGAGAAUAUGCUAAAGCAGAAAAUUCCCGAAUGAAAAGCCUGGGGCUUUAAUCUUUACAUAUUUGGCAUGUAACCAGUCAUAUGAACAAUACCAAACCCAUGUAUUCUGCAGAAUGUCCCAGGAACUAUUUCCUUUAGCCACAACCCCAGUUUGAGCCACAACUGUCAGCUCCCUCAGCGUGCAAUCCCAUUCUGAGCACAUAACCUUGUGCAAUUUCAGCUGAUAACCAUCAUUUUCUCCUCCAAACUAUUGUAGAGGAGACAUGUGGGCUGCUACGUGGCUGUUGCUUUCCCCCUAAAGUGACCUUCACUCAGAGGAUGACGUCUGUGUAUACACAGGAGUAUUCACCGGCUGAAAUUACACACAUCAUGUGAGCAAAGUUCCUGAAGACUUCCAUGGAAGUUUUGCUUGCCCAAGGACUCAGGGAUGGCCUACAUGUGUUUAUAAAGCUUUCUGGUCCACUGGGAUACAGAGAACUAUUUGGUACAAGCAGAAAAUUAUGACUGGGAGGCAAUACCACCGAAGAGAGAUAAAUUGUAAUAUAACUGCACUUAAAAGUGUGUUUAACACAAAUUAGCUGCAUCAAACUAAUGCUGAAGUUACAGACUGCUGAAGCUGACUAAGAGACCUGAAUGCCCAGUUGCUUUAGAGUGGGGAAAAAGGGAUCUGAAUUCCUUAAAUAGUCUUGAAUGUUUCACUAUUGUAUAACAAAGAAAAUUAAAGUAACUUGCUCCUAAAGUCUCCAAACCUAUCCAAAAGGUUUUACCAACACCUUUUGAGACUCAUCCUCCCAACCACACUGCAAUUAAAAUUAGAGAUUUUCAGAAAGCCCUGAAAAUAUAUCAAGUUUUGAUGAAAAUUUUAAGAAAAUUCAAUUCCAACUAAUGUUUUUCAGUCCAUCACUUUGAUCCAUUUAAUUAACAUGCAACUGGGUUUAUUUAAAGAAAACAACUUUCAGCACCAAACCAUCUGUCCUAAAACUCAGAACAGAAUCAGUUGAUCACCCAAGACCUGUUCUUCUCCCCUGACCCCAAGUGCAAUACUUGAUUUGUCUUUUAAAGCUUUUUAAGAAAGCAUAGGAUUGGCUUUCAAACAUAAGUUUUGCCUGGGCAAUGCUGUGAAACUGUUUCUGACAGAACCAAAAUGUUAGUGGUUAUGGAAAAGCAGGGGGAAGCUGGUUCCAUGAACACAUCCUUUCACCUUUUGAAAAGAUGCUAACAACAAAUCUAUGAGCCAAUAAUAUUCCUUCCUGGAUGUGUGUGUUCCUGACAAAACACUGAGAGAACAUCCCCUUAAAUACUCCUCAGCAUUGUCAUUCUCUUAUUAGUAAUCUUGCUCAUUUUGGGAGGGCACCCUUCCCCACACUUUCCUCUCCUGAGCAGAGGUUAGCCACAUGCAGAGCUCUCCUGAAGCCCAAGCCCAGCAUGCAGGUACAGUGAAUGCUGCAAGGGGUUUCAGACAGCCAGGGGCCCCUGAGGUGAGACACUUCCCUCUAUGUAUUUGUUGUACUCUAGGAAAAACAUUCAGGGAAGGAGAAGGAGAGAGGAGAGGACAGGAAAGCAACAUACUAAUGCUUAGUGUAAUGGGGUUUGCUAUUCUUGUUAAUAGUUUAAUCAAUAUAAUCAUUUACUGAACCUUCUUAUGUGCUUGUCACCAUCAAGUCACUUUAUAUUUAGCUUAACAUUGGUAAGCCAUAGUUAGCAUUCUCUGCAUCUCUACUACCUACUUACUUCUGCAACAACAACAAAAAAGCCAGGACUGGGAUUUCCCACACCUAAAAAACCCACCAUGCACAAGUGACCUCCUCAGCUACAGGGCUGUGGUGGUGUCCUGGUUGUGCACACACAUGCCAUGGAGCUGUCAGGGCUCAGGGCCUCACAGAGUCUCUGUGUAAGUUAAUUGCAGAGGUGCCAUUCUCCAAGGCAUCAGACUCACAGAGCACACGUGCUUCUCACCUCCACUAGAGACAGCCCAACACUUUGCACAUCACACACAGUUGGAUCCUGAGCUUCUCACAGUCUUUCCUUGAAGGAAUGACUUAUUAGCAGUUCUUGUUUAAGAGUUCCUCUAAUAGACACAAAAGAUAGGUAAAAGACACAAACUCAUACAUAUAAGGAGGGAAAAGGCACAACUGGUGGCAGGGUGGGACAGCUCAGUCCCAGAAGCCACCAUGUUGAGAUUGGUGUUGCCACAGUGGCUUUGUUGGUUUUUACCCUAGAGCAGUUGUAUUUGCUAUUUCAUACCAUGGCAUUUAUCAUAUAUUGUUGGUAUCAUACUACAUAUGCUACAUCACACUAAGGAGCCAUAGGCCUUUC
Colius striatus (speckled mousebird) is the source of this 4344-nucleotide messenger RNA. RefSeq lists its product as uncharacterized. The coding region runs from base 27 to 638 and encodes 203 amino acids. The transcript is spliced from 3 exons. The record is from RefSeq and is a predicted model, not a curated record. NCBI's taxonomy places the organism in Eukaryota, Metazoa, Chordata, Aves, Coliiformes, Coliidae.